CACAUUUGCUGCCGUCUCCUUCAUCACCAGAAAAGGUAUAGAAACCUGAAAAAGCUCUAAAGCUUCGCUAGUUGCUCAUGGAUAUUGCUAUGGCGUUUAGUAGAACUAACCAGCGAAGGAAUUUGAAUUCAGUUUCUAGAAUCUGCGGCAAAGCAAUCACGGCGGACAAACAGUUCAUCCUUGUUCAUUUGUGCGGCGGUGCAAUUUUCGGAGCUUUCCAGCAAAGAGUCGAUUCGAUUUACGCCGGCUCAAAAUCAUACGGUCCUUCGCUGAAGCUGAUUCAAUAGAACAGAACCCAUCUGCUUGCGAUGUAGAGCUGUCGUUGGUGGUCUUUAAUGUGCAUGAUUCCAACUAUGCUUGCAUGUUACAAAAAAGUGGCUGGACAAAAGACAGAAAUUUGUUUUUCCAGUGGCUAUCAGCUCUACCUUUCUCAGGCGGUGGUUUCAAUGAUGUUGCCGCUGCAGAAGGCCUUGCUGAAGCAUUGAUGAUGUUUUCUUCACUCAAAGAUGCUGAUGGGCAAAGACAUUGUAUUCUUGUUGCUGCAAGUAAUCCUUAUCCAUUGCCUAGACGAGUUUAUUAUCCAGCUAUGCUGAAUCUGGAGCAGAGUGAUAAUGAAGCACAUACCAGUCUUCGACUAGCUGAUGCUGAGACAGUUGCAAGGGCAUUUCCUCAGUGCUCUGUUACCCUCUCUGUUAUAUGCCCAAGGAAGCUUCCCAAAUUAAGAGCAAUAUAUAAUGCGGGAAAACGCGAUCAACAAGCAGCUGCCCCGACCGUUGAUAUGUCGCCAAGCCAGACCCUGGUUGAAAUGGAUAUGUCUUCUGUGCCUCCAGUUUCCAGUCCAGCCUCAACUUCUAAUCCAGCAAGUCAGGCAAAUUCUGGAACUCCUCUUGCAUACAUGCCUGUUUUGAAUCAACAACCAAUUUCAGCCGGAAAUAUUCCUCUGGGUAAGAAUAAUAGUGCAGAGGCUAACAUGUCUCUGUCUCAGCAGCAAACAUUGGCUACAGUACCAUCAGCUCAAUCAGGUUAUGUCAAAUUCUGGGAGGGAAAUUUAUGUAUGGUGAGGGAGGGUCAACCCCAACAUAUUUUGAGACUACAGGGGUACAAGAAAUCUUCAGCUUCUGAAUCAUAUUGGUUCCUGUUCAGUCAUGCAAAGUACAAGUUACAGCUCCUUAAAUUUUGUGACAUUUAUGCUAGAGUUAGAGAGUGCACCGGAAAGGCAGAUAUUCUAGCUUUUUGGGCAAGCGACUGGCAUGGAGUUCUUAAUGCUCUGCACGAAAAGAACUUAUCUGCAGUAAUUCAACUACCAUCACAGACAUUGUUCAUCCAUGCUGAUAAAAGAAGUUUUCCCUUAAUUGGAUUGCUUUUAUCUAAUGAGAACAUCAGGUCUAGGCCAACGAUACCCAACCAGCAGCUACGAGCACAACCACCUCCCGGAAUGCAGCAGCUGCGGCACAACCAAUAACUGAGGGCGGACUCGGAUAACCAGGAUGGCUAGAAUUUUUGAGUUUUGAUGAUGAAAUGUAACAAUGAAUUUGACUACCAGCCAUUGCAGAAAUUUUCAUCAAGCUUAAGCAGCAGAAAUUUCUAUUACUUAGCUAUUGAGUUUUGAACUCUUUUUUCAUGCACUGUUGGAGAACUUGGCUUCCCAGACCUCACAUUGUGGGAUGCUUGUUAGCUAUUCCUGUUGAAACUAUUGGAUUUACAAGUUGAAAAACAGAAGUUUCAUUUUUGUUAUUUUUACCUUUUUAACUUUAAA
This is a messenger RNA of Solanum lycopersicum (tomato), 1756 nucleotides long. NCBI's taxonomy places the organism in Eukaryota, Viridiplantae, Streptophyta, Magnoliopsida, Solanales, Solanaceae. The record is from RefSeq and is a predicted model, not a curated record.